Xiphias gladius (swordfish) is the source of this 3057-nucleotide messenger RNA. It is a transcript of the gene mad1l1, whose product is annotated as mitotic arrest deficient 1 like 1. NCBI's taxonomy places the organism in Eukaryota, Metazoa, Chordata, Actinopteri, Istiophoriformes, Xiphiidae. Gene Ontology annotation, biological process: attachment of mitotic spindle microtubules to kinetochore; mitotic spindle assembly checkpoint signaling. The coding region runs from base 246 to 2414 and encodes 722 amino acids. The record is from RefSeq and is a predicted model, not a curated record. The transcript is spliced from 18 exons. Gene Ontology annotation, cellular component: nuclear envelope; kinetochore; mitotic spindle.
CUAACACUCUCGCGAUACGUCUGGAAGUCCCGCGAUACCAACGCAUACCAUUCGAGCUAAACUGGAGGGAUUCCUGAGCGUGUUCAGUGUUGUGGCCAAGCUAGCAGGCUAGCAGAGCAAAUAUAACUUAUCUGCAACCGACCUGCUCCUCUUCACAAACAAGGCAGCUCUGAGUGAAACUCUACCGGCUCUUCCUUUUCCUCUGAACCUUCCGUUUGUGCACUGCAACACUAGUGAUUCUCAGAAUGGAUUUAGAAGACGACACUACUGUCUUAACAACCUUGAAGUCCUUCAAUUCCUUCAUCAGCCGCCCUGAACAUCCACAGAGGCUGUCAGACCACUCAGCAGGGAGUGGAAACCUGCAGAGUCAGUACAAACGCAGCAUGGAGCUACUGGAAGCAGCAGACAGGGUUCACUCAAAGAAUCGAUACCUUCAGUUGGACCAGGAGAAGAAGCAGAUGGAGCUGAGUCACAAGCGAGCUCGAUUUGAACUAGAGAAGGCUGCUUCUGACAGUGCACGAGACUUGGAGCAUGAGGUUGAUCGGAACCAGGAACUCUUGGGUCGAAUAAAGAAGUUGGAGGAUAGACAGAUUGAGGCAGCUACGAACCUAUCAGAGCAGGUGGAGGCAAAUCGUGCUCUCCGUAAGAACCUGGAGGGCCUGAACAAGAAACUAGAGGAGCGAGAUUCUAGACUUAACACUGCUAACCAGACCAUCAGUUCUUUGAAGGAUGAGAUCAGAGAGCUGAAACUGAAGAUUCAAAACAAAGACUCAACAAUUUCCACUCAAACCCUGGAAAACCAGGAACUGCAGGAACAGCUAGAUUUACAGCGCAGGAAAUAUCAGGAAGUCUCUCAGCUUUACCAAAGUCUCCAAGCUGCCCAGUCCUCCUGCUCAGAGCACAUCAUCAAGAUUAAGGAGUUGGAGAGACGUCUAGCCCUCCAGGAGCAAGACAUCGCCAUUGUGAAAACUGUUAAGUCUGAGGUGGCCAAGGUUCCAGAUCUGGAGAAGGAGUUGAAGCACCUCAGAGAUGAUAAUGCCUUUCUCAGGGAGAGCAGGGAGAAUUGCAGCCUACUUAAAGAGGAGGUAGAGGGGCUGAGGAGGAAGCUGGAGAGGAUGGAGAAAACCAAAGAAGAGCUGGUCAAUAUGGAACUGGAGAAAGAGAGGCUGGCUCAGAAGCUUCAAGCCUGGGAAAACAUUGGGCAAUCUACUGGACUCAACAUAAGGAAACCAGAGGAUCUGUCCAGGGAGGUUAUUCAGAUCCAGCAAAGAGAAAUUGCUCUGAAAGAGCAGAACUACACACUCAACAGCCGUGUGAGGAGUGUGGAGCGCUCACAGGCUGAGCUCCGUGCAGAGCUGUCCCAGCAGCGCAGCAAGACUCUGGAGGAGCAGAAGAAGAGGGAGACACAGGAUGCUCUUGUCCGCCGGCUGCAGAAGAGAGUAUUGUUAUUAACAAAGGAACGUGAUGGAAUGCGGGCUAUACUAGAGUCCUAUGACAGCGAGCUGGCGCCUACUGAGUACUCUCCUCAACUCAGCAAACGGCUCAGAGAGGCAGAGGACAUACUGCAGAAAACACAGAGCCACAAUGCAGAGAUGGAGGCCCAGCUGACCAAAGCACAGGAAGAGACGGGGACACUCAAACUGCAGCUACAAACAGUGGAGCUGGAGCUGGACUCUCUGAAGAAGCAGCAGGCCUCUGCUGCAGACAGCAGCUCUUUAGCGACCAAAGAAGAGGUCAGCAUACUCAGACAAAAAAUUGAAGAUUUAGAGGCAGAGCGGCAGCGUUUGGAGGAGCAGAACAACAUUCUGGAGAUGAGACUGGAGAGACACAACCUACAGGGAGACUAUGAUCCAGUCAAAACCAGAGUUCUUCACCUCAAAAUGAACCCUACUACUGUUGCCAAGCAACAGCGCCAGCAGGAGGUUGAGGCUCUUCGGGAGGAAGUGACACAUCUCAGAGGACUCGUUCGCUCGUUGCAGGUUGGAGGCGCUCUGGUCCAUUCUCAAGACGACUCCAGCAUGCACAGCUCCAGCCUUGGCCUCAGUUUGCCGCCAUCAAAGGAGGUGCUAGAUUUACGUAAGCAGAUGGAGAGCUCUGAGCUCAGGAACCAGAGGCUGAAGGAGGUGUUUCAGAGAAAAAUCCAGGAGUUCCGCACAGUCUGCUACGUCCUGACCGGCUAUCAGAUAGAUAUCACCACUGAGAACCAAUACAGGCUCAGCUCAGUGUAUGCAGAGCACAUGGACGACUCCUUGCUCUUCAAAAAGGGCUCCAAUGGAAGCAUGCAGCUCAUGGAGACAGAGUUCUCCAAAACUCUGGGAGAGAUGGUGGCCCUUCAUCUGCAUCACCAGAAGAGCAUCCCAGCAUUCCUCUCUGCCGUGACCCUCGACCUCUUCAGCAGACAAACCACUAUCUGAAGUAAUCUUACACCAUCUCAGACACAGGGCUGUAAAAUCUAAGAUCGGGAUUAGUUUGGAUUUUAAAUUUCUAUAAUUUUUGGCUCUCAUCCUUGCUUUUUUGUGACUCAUAAGAUAUUCACAAAGCGUUUGAAAUGUCUCAGCAUUUCUCAACAGCUCUGACAUAUGAACAGUGCAGUCAGUGUUGUGUUGUGGAGGAUGAAUACCUUCUUCGGUGGAAUACUUCCAUUUUGCAUUCAAAAGGCUAAGAAAGCAACUUGGUAUCCCUAUUUGUACGCUGAAUAUUUCAUCAAUGAAUCUUUAAAAAAAAAACAUUUUUUUCUUAACAGGGCAAAGUUUCCAUGAAAAUUACUCACAAAAGCCACUGAUAUUUGGAUGUGGAGCAUGUUUUUUUAGUGGGAGUUUAACAUACACUCUCCACCAGGUGUACUACACACUCUGUGGAGCAGAAAAAACAUUUGUGUGGUUCUCUGGAUCUGCAGUCCAUGUGUUUUGCUUGGCCGAAAACAAGGCUGAAUCUUUGUUGACUCUUUUUAUUCUGCCUUUUGUGUCCUCUAAUAAAAGAUUUCGCACAUGUUUUGUGGCUAAAACUAGUCUAAGCCAAUCCAAAGACUAUAUUAAAGAAAUCCGUUUGAAUACAGGA